CGAACACACCCCUGUCCUGGCAAACUCACCCACCACACCUUUUUGCAUUAACCAUCGUCAGCAUGGCCCAGCUGGAGGAGCUUGGCAAGCUGGUGGUUGAUCUGAGGAGGGACCUGCAGGCCAUCCAGGAGAACCUCCAGGCCAUGCCCACCAGCCCCUCGUCGAGCGAAAAGAGAGCAGGGGCCACGCAUGCCGUCACCGCGCAGUACCAUUUGCUGCAGGCGACGCUGGAGAGAGGUUGGUGGGGGAGAGGGAGACGGGGCGCUUGUUCUUGAGUGUUUUGUUUGUUCGUUGUGUCCACGAAUGGUUUCUUAUUGUGUUGUGUGGGUUUGCAGCUGAUGCGUCUCUGAAGCAGCGCGCUGAAAAGAUACUUCAGCUUGUGGUCAACAGGUGAGAAUCUGAUGCAAUCAUCCAUAAUGAUGAUUGCAUCCACGUCUGUGUGUCUUUCUUCUGUUGUCGCAGGGGCAAUCACGAGGUCUUCUAUCCGCCAAUCCCCGACCCCGUCGCACACCCCCGGCCACGACCAUUUCCCCCGGCAGCUGCAGCCCCCCACCCCGCCCUCCUCCAGUUCGCUGCAGCAGCGUCGCCUCUGGAAGUCUUCCCCUUCCCCUCUGUGCAGGAGAGCCACGCGGCUCUCAGCACCUUUAGCGACAUUGAAUCGUUGCCGCCUCAUUUGAGAAUUGGUCAGCACGAGUAUCCUUGACGGAUCGACCGCUGUGCAGAGAUCUGCUCGCUUCGUGUGUGGUGUGCAGCUCCGCUGAUGCAUCUGAAGGACACUCGGCUGACCACGCUGCCAGGGAGACACCCACCGCCCCCACCACAGGGGCAGCUGCCAGCCACUGGGCGACCAUCCAAGCUGAAACAGACCAAGCCGAAACGGUUCCUGCCGAAGACCAACAAGCUGGACCCUCUCGCAGACCCGCCGUCACUCACGGUGCGGUGAGAAAAAACGAAGCCGACCGCAUACGUGUUCAAGCGUUUCGUGUUGUCUUUCAGGAGAACGAUCUCCAGUGCGGUCUCCUGGAUUUGGCCGUCCGCGGCUUCCUCCCUCACAGCGCCGAUGUGACCCCUGCAAUGGAAAGGGGCCGCCCAGUCAUCCACACCAAACAGGCCACCCUCCACCCGCCAGACGACAAACGAGAGGAGAGGUACGAGCCCGCACCCCCACUACCGGCGCUCAACCUCCGUCUGGACCCUACUCCUGCGUGGCACGCGCCGGCGAGGCCGAGAGACGACACGGGCGAGGGCACCAGGGUAACACUGGCCUUGCCCGCCCCUCCUCAGGCUGCGCAGGAGGUGCCGAGCACGCAUCGGCUGCCGCCGACCUUCUUCACGUCGCUGCCUGAGCCGGCAACACCCGAGCCUGGCGAGAUGGAGGAGAGGGAGGAAGAGAGGGCGGCGCCGGCAGCUGUGGCUGCUCCGGUGAGACAGCUGCCGGCUCCACAUGCAGCAGCAGCCGAGGAGGGGCUACGCGCUUUGGCAGAGAUCGAGAUCGUCAUCAGGUGGGGAGAGGGAGACGGAUUGGAGGAGACAUGUGGUUGACGGAGGGUAUCUAUCUAUCUCGCGCCUUUUGUGGUCAGGAAUGGCCACGUGCAGCCUUCAGUCGAGUACCAGCUGUUCAAGAAGCACCACCACCGACACUGGGGCGCCAUCACACAGUACCUGCAGCGGCUGGAGACCAUGUUCUCUGCAAAAGAAGCACUGGUCAGCUGCAUGCUUGGCUCUGAAUGCACCAUUCCCUCAGUAGAAAUGUUCAGUGCUGCCUGUGGGUGGAUGGCUCAGGUGUGCAAGGUCCACGGCGGCCGUCUGGCCAGCCUCGCCUCUGACGAGUGUCAGGUGGCAUCCGACCUCCAGCUCAUGGGAUGUGUGGUCGCAUUCGAAGCCACACCUGACGCAGCAGGGGUGAAUAACCCACAAACCAAUGCCACCACGUCCACCCUUUUCUUUCUUUCUUAGGAGGGUGGCCCAGCGUCGUCUCUGCGUCGCAUCCGGCUGCAGACACGCGGGCAUCGGGCGGCCAUUUCUGCGGGCGGGAAGUCCUCGCUGGCGGGCGCCAUGCAUGGCACCGCCACAACCAUCAUCGGGUCGUGGUGGAAGAUGCGCAAGGAGAGGAGGAAGUUUAUCCAGCACAAGAAGAGGAUCAAGUGCGAAGCAGAGAGAUGCGGGGAACGGGUAGAUACGAGCCGUGUUUGUUUUCUUGUUGUUGUCAGAGCGACCAACUUCAUCCGUGAGCAGUGGGGCUUGUACCUCGCGGUCAAGCGCACCAGGAAGACCGUCUUUGCCAUGAUGCAGGAAAGGCAGGUACACACACACACACACACAGAAAGACACACAGGCACUGCACACUGGUCGGUGUUCAAACACCCGCCCCCUCACCUGUCAGCGUGAGUACAAGCGGCUGCUGUAUGAGUUUGGUGGCGACUGGCCAUCAAAGAAGUCUGGGAGGCGGCUGGAGGUGCACGUGCCGUCUGUCGCUGUGCCAGACAGCAGGAAGGAGACCUCUCAGUACUGGUGGGAGAGGCAGAAUGCGCAGCUUGGUAACGCACACCUAGACAGGGAGAGAGAGAGAAGGAGAGCCAUUGAUGCAUCAUCACCACCAGGUCGGCUCUUUCGCGUGUGGGAUCCCUCCAUCGAUGUGGUGUACGUGACCUGCGAGCACCCGCCCUCUGAGCUGCUCGAGUACUUCUACAAGAUCAUGACGCUCAGGGGGAUCGACAAUCCACAAGGCAAAAUACAGGUCGGCGAUCGCGAUCGCCUGUCUUGUCCUAUCAUUCAUCUGUCCAUUGCCCGUUCUGUCUGUCUGUGUGUCAGAUAGUGGUGGCAGAGGAGGCGGCCAACCUGCCCCGCGUCUCCCUCACAACCGCACUCCUCUGCUCGCCCAAGGCCAUCAGGCGCAUCAGGACGAUCGCCAAGGGCCGCUUCGGCUACAUAGUCCCGGGCCAUGUCAGCCCUCUGGAGGUGCAGCUGUCGUCGGCAUUGGGGCUGCCUCUGUUUGGCCCGCCGCCCACCAAGGUAGCGUCGCUGUCGACCAAGAGUGAGAUGCGGCGCGUCAUGCAGACGGCCCAGAUACCUUCUGGCCCUCACGCCACCAAUAUCAACCAGGCUGUAAGUGAGAGAGGGAGACAACUGUGUGCGUGUGUCUGUGUAUGGAUGGGUGGAUGGCGUCUCCCUCUUUGUGUAUCUGCGCCGUGUUCAGGAUAAGUUCUACGAGUCUCUGUCCGUGUUGAUAAUGGAGCAUCCUGAGAUUCCCAUGUGGGUCUUCAAGAUCGACGACGAGACCUCAGCCAGGGGAACUGCACUCAUCGACAUGAGGUCGGUAGGCCAGCAUCACCAUUCCUCCGACCACACAUGGUGUCGUGUGUCCAGUGCUCUGGGCAUUAUCGGCCAUCUGAAGAAGAUGAUGCAGGAGGGUGGUGGCGGUGCGAGGGAGGAAGGGCAGCAGCAGGGUGGACAGGGUGGGGCUGGGGACGAGAAAGAGCCAUGGAGCCGGCAGAAGACCAUCAACAUGGUCGCCAAAGUCCUCGUCAAAUACGUACCCAAGAAGGUGACUUUGGUGGGCGACAGCAGAGACUCAGAGUCACCACAUGCAUCUGUCUGCAGGUCCAGCUCUGUGACCCUAAGGCGUAUCCCACAUGGACGCACUACUUCACCGAGUACCUGCGUGUGGGCGGUGUGAUUGAGGGCUGUCCGCCCGGCGUCAUCGGCCGCCCCUCUGUGCAUCUCCGUGUUGACCCCGACGGCUCAUCAAGGGUGCUCGCAACCACCGAAUCUGUCCAAUCCAAGUAUGUGGACAAGUGAUGGAUGGACGCAGCCAGAGUCCUCUCAGUCACAAGGCCACGAUCACUUUCCUCGUGUUUUCUCUCAGGCCUUUGAUCCAUGCCUUCUCAGUCGCCCCGCAGACCUGCGCUUCGUAUCAGCCUCUCGUAAGUGCGUCUCAUCGCUACACACUGGUGUGUAUUCACAUUGCCCUUCCCCUGUCUCUCUCCAGGCAGACGCAGCCUCUUUGCUGGGCCGCGCCCUGGCGGCUCGCAGCAUCAUCGGCUUUAUCACGAUCGACUUUGUGGUCUUCGAGACACAAAGACCACCGGAAGGCUCGCCAGCCGCCGACAUGAUGCGCCCGUCUCCCUCCCCUUCCCCCUCCUCCCCUCCCCCAGACAGCCUCCCGCCCUCAUCUACCGGCCAGGCGGGCACCCUUGCACCUGGGGAAGAGCCCAUCUCAUUCGCGGGAUUGAAGUCGCCUUCUCCCGAUGUGCCAUCCGAAAUGAGCGUCGUGAGCCGGGAGAUGUCGCCUGUGAGGCAAGAGGGUGGCGGUCUUGGUGGUGGUGGUGGUGGUGGUGAGAGCCUGGGUAGCCUGGGUAGCGUGGGUGUGGGUGAGGGUGAGGGGGGCCUGCUGGCGUGGGUUGUGGAUAUUGAUGUGCGCAUGACGGAUGACUGUGCUAUGCUCUUCUUCGGACAGGCAAUCUCACAGGUGGGUCUGGGGAAGCGCACAGGACAACAGGGGAUCAUUCUGCUGCAUGUGUGGGUGCAUUCAGGCCCUAUACAACCCCAACACGGGGGUGUUUGAUAACCUCAAUGUGGUUCAGCCGUCAGCCGAGGUCGACAGCUCUGUAAACGACUCGAUGCAGCCCGGCGACUCGGCAUUGCAAUCGCAGCCGAGCGCCAGCACCACUGUCUCGUUUGUGCUAGCCCACUGUGUGGAGAGCCCGCCUCUCUGCCGGCUGAGCCUUCGGCAGCUCUUCCAGGUGUCCAAGGCCAAGGGUUUCUCCUACGACCUGAUGCACAACCACGGCGUCACAUUCACAUACGCACAGGGAUACCAGGUCAGUCUCCCUCUCUGUCCCUCCCCACCAUACAUACGGUGAGACACACCUCUCCUUUUUGCAGUCGCUGUUGUCAUUUCUCCUCAUCGCCCCCUCACCGCCGCAAUGUCUCCAGCGGCUCAUGUCGUUCGUGCCCUUCCUCGCGGACCCGCAGGACGCCAUGGCGCGGAGAGGUGGGGGCGGGAGUCUAGCUGCACAUGAGGAGGGGGGCGUGGGUGAGGGUGGAAAGCGGGCAGUGACGAUUGGCGAGCUGCAGAGGGCUCUUCGGCACCUGGGCAGAGACGAGGUGAUUGGUGGACGGUUAUUGGGGGAGAGGGGCAUGGAUGAGCCAAACAAGGAGGGCAUAUGAUCGAUAUGGGGGAACUUUGUGUCUGCACUCUCUCUGUUUGUGUGACGCGUUUUGUUGAUGAGAUUCGCU
Vitrella brassicaformis is the source of this 5238-nucleotide messenger RNA. The record is from the annotation of a GenBank genome assembly. Lineage: Eukaryota; Vitrellaceae.